This is a messenger RNA of Kwoniella botswanensis, 1236 nucleotides long. RefSeq lists its product as uncharacterized. The coding region runs from base 1 to 1236 and encodes 411 amino acids. Lineage: Eukaryota; Fungi; Basidiomycota; Tremellomycetes; Tremellales; Cryptococcaceae. The transcript has 11 exons. The record is from RefSeq and is a predicted model, not a curated record.
AUGGGAGCCUGGCAAUCUCUCGAAGAAUGGGUCGAAGAAGGUAAAUCCGGUCCAUGGUCACCAUCUCAUCCAUCUGAUGCCCAGAGAGAAUCAAUGGUAUUCCUCGCUUUUGCUUUUCUAGUAAUCCUGAUCUUCUGGCAAUGUAAAAUACCAUAUUGGUAUGCCAUCGAGAAAAGGAAAUUCAGAACUGUGUUUUUCCCUGUAUUGACGCCGUUCAAAUUAUUGACUGUCCUGUACCAUGAGCUCGGUCAUGCUGUUGUGGGUAUGGUGACGAUAUGGUACAAGGAAUUGAGGUAUGGGAUACCAGAAGGAGGAGACAGGGGUAGGAUAGAUUUUAUAAUGAUUGAUAAGUACGAAGGUGGAUUAACGAAAUUUGGAGGAGAAGUGGAACCUAUCUAUUCAUUAACUUUACCUGCUGGAUAUGUAGGAAGUUGUUUGAUUGGAUGUUGGUUUCUAUUCACGGGAUUCGAUGCAAAAUGGUCAAAAUUCGGUGCGAUCAGUCUCUUAUUCCUAACUUCCAUAGCCACUUCGAUUUGUUUCUUCGUAAAAGCCAAAUCAGGUUUAAUCAAUAAUUGGUAUUACAUGAUUUCAUGGAUAUACAAAUGGGUUUUAUUCAAUGAACAGAAAUCUAGAAAAGCGAUGAGAAGGCAUGAGAAUAAAAAAGCUGAGAGGAAUGAAAGUGCCAGGUAUAAUCAUGAUAAUGCAGAAGGUCCGACAGAAAUUGAUUUACAUGCUUCUCAGGAUUUAAUAAUAGGAUGUUCACUACUCGUCGGACUACUUUUAACCCUAGCGUGGAUGUGGGACGAUUCGAUAUGGCUUCGAUUCAUCAUGCUUUUCAUGGGACUCUUGAGUGCAUUAUAUGCGGUAUGGGAUAUCAUACUGGACGGUAUAAGGUACGCAAAAGUUGCGAAAUCGGAUAUAAGGUAUAUGGCAGAGGAACAUAAUAGGAAAGCCAAGAUACACAACAAGCUGAACCCUGAAAGAAGACAAAAACGUCAGAGAAGCACGAAGUUCUACGCGAUUUUGUGGCUAUUUACUAAAACAGAUAUGAUAAUACUAGUUAUCGUCCUUGGAUAUUUCGUAUUUAGGAAAACUAAAAUUGAACAAGCAAUAGAAUCUAGGGACUUCUUACCUGCCAAAUUUCGUUAUGGACCUUCGGACCUUGAAGAAGACGUUAGGAUCGCUGGGGAUACGUUUAAGGAGGGGAUGGGUAAUUUGGUUGGGAAUGGGUCAUGA